AUAACAUUAAAUGUAAAAUAUUUGAACAGAAUUUUUAUUUAUUUUAAAACUAGACAGCAAAAAGUUGGUCGCGACAGAAAAAAAAGAAAAAUGUUUUUGCUAAAGAAGCUGAUGUUGUUAAAACUAAUGGAAACAUUUUGUCAAUCCAUUACAGGUGAAUUUGUGGAGCCCAAUUUUUGGCUGGACAUGGAGAAGUUUAACGCUGAAGGGGUUGUUUAUUCAAAAAAUGGAACAAUUAACAAUGGAAAAAUACUUUCUGGAACUUUCAUAGAAUAUGACAUCCCGCUAACCACGAACGUUGCUUAUUUUAGUGGCAAGAAAAGUGGGAUCCUAGUUGAUAAUUUGCAAAACACAUGCUUCUUAAAACCUACGACCUGCAGUACCGGAUACACUCUAGCGUUCUGGAUUAAAUGGACGGAAGGAAUGUCAUAUAUAUUCAGUUCGAGUGCUUUCAACAUAAAACAUUUUACGCCAAAUGUUCUGCCGAUUGAAGUUUGGGAUGGUUCCAAUUCGUGGAACAUUUUUCAUGACACCUCCAGCUUGUUUAAUCGAACUGAUGCAGGCGGAAAUCCCGACUGGCAUUUUUAUACAAUCAGAUGGAACAAAACAUGUCUUACUGUGUUUGUCAAUGCGUCAGAAACAAAUACAUAUUGUGCGACCAAUUCGUAUACAAUAUUAAUUGAAGGAUUACCAGUUCCAAACCGAUUAGCUAUAGGAACAACUGCCGAAGAACCACCUCCUGAUGAAGGGGUGGAUAUUAUGGUUGAUGAUGUCAUGAUAUGGGACACACCUUUAUUGAUAACUGACAUAAAUUCGACAUUUCAUGCAGGUUUAAACAAACCGAAACCUAAUUACCAAGCCAAGUUUUACAGAGCAAGGAUUGGUUCAACCAAAAUAGACUUUAAGGAUCAUGCUUUAGAAGGACAAGUAUUUGAUAAAAAACUCGUUUCAAAUGUGAACGAAUGCUUCGUUUUGUGUCAACAACAUGGGGAAGCUUGCCAUUCUUUUAACUUCCAAUAUAAAGGAAAUACCGAAAGCAAAUUAUGCCAAAUCAACUCAGUAAAUAAAGAUGAAGUACACACAGGAUUUCAUGGCAAAGAUGGUUUUAUAUACUUCGACAUCAUUUGAUUUACAUGCAGCAGCAAACUUCUCUCGUCCUUAUAAUAAUUGCGAAAUUAACUCAAUGUAGAUAUGUAAAUUUUAAAUAUUAUGUAAAUAAACAUUCACUUACGGAGAUACAAAUGCACUUGAACUUUCAUAAAGAAGAAUGUAGAAGAAAUACAGAUCUGAAACAAAUUCAAGAGCACUAGAACAAUCUAAAACAAAGUUGAUCAACGUUUUUUUAUAAGCAACAUCUUAUAACCAACAUUAGACUCCGAUCUUUAAAAAAACAAAGCAAUGGGUAACAAAAUAGCCCGGCCCUUGCAAAAUCACGCCUAUUUUCCAUUGUGCACUCAGAUAACUUUAUUAACUUUUCAUAUUCAUUAAAUUUACACCAGUUGUGUAAUAUGAGAUUACCUUUUUUUGUGUCGUUCCCACUAGUUUCUCAUGGAUUUUGUUAUAGCAGCAGCGACAUUCUUAUGGACUAUUUCUAAUUUCAACAUUUUGCGGGAAUAGUGUAAUAAUGCAAAUUUUACAAAACCCGAAAAAAUUUCCGCAAAUAAAAUACAUAGACAAGUUUUUUAAUUAUCAUAGAUAAACUUUGAAGACCAAGAAAGGUGGGACAAAAUCAUUUAUUUUCCUCAAAAAUUCAGAGUUUUAAGUCUCUAUCAUAAAAAAUAAACUGUAUUUUUACGCAAUAGCUAACUUUUCGAACUUACAUACAAUACAUCUGAAUAAAAUUAUAGACUUUACAUGCAGUUUUUACAUUACUAUUAUUCUUAAAAAGUAGCAACUUAAUGUCCGUAAAAUCUAUUUUGGAAUUUCAUUUCACAAAUCUUGUUGUAAAAUUAAUGAUUCGAAUAAUAACUUGUGAGAUGGUACAAUAAACCAAGCAGUUCAAACAUUUCGUUAGUUCAACAAUGUGAAUUUAACAUCUGAAUUUUCUAAACAUAUUUCUAAACUUUCUGCUUUGCUCAAGAUUAUUAAAAAAUGCUGAUGGUGGAUGUUCUGAAAAAGAACGAAUAUAUAUUUCAAAAAAUGUUUUGAGGUCUUCUGAUGUGGAUGUGUUAGUAAAACCUUUCCUGUAAAACCAUCAAGUAAAAAUUCAAAAUCAGGCUGGGAUCUGCUUGUGUGAAAAACA
Molecule: messenger RNA, 2242 nt
Organism: Hydractinia symbiolongicarpus
Lineage: Eukaryota; Metazoa; Cnidaria; Hydrozoa; Anthoathecata; Hydractiniidae
Exons: 3
Coding region: 91-1128 (345 amino acids)
Source: RefSeq, a predicted model, not a curated record